CUCGCUCGCUCGACAUGGCCUCGCGCGGAGGAAUCCACGCGCUUCUCAGGACUUUGCGCAGAACGAGCAGCUACGCGGCCGGGCGCGAGAUCAGACCCGGGCCCGCGUGCGUGCUCCUGCGGCUCGGCGCGCGCGCCCUGUCCGGCGACGCCGCGCUGUGCUCGCGCCCGCUGUCCGGCGAGACGCACGCGGAGCUGCUCGAGCUCUCCCACCGGGACCCGGACCGCUUCUGGGGCCGCGCGGCCAGGGACAGGCUCACGUGGGACCGGGACUUCGAGCGCGUGCAGGACUGCGACCUGCAGCAGGGACGGAUCCGCUGGUUCGUCGGAGGGAAGCUGAACGUGUCCGUGAACUGUCUGGACGUGCACGCGGCCAGAGAUCCGAACAGGGUGGCGCUGAUUUGGGAGAAGGACGAGCCGGGUACAGAGGAACGAGUCACGUACAGAGAGCUGCUGGAGAUGACCUGCCGGAUAGCCAACACGCUGAAGACUCACGGCGUGAGGAAGGGCGACCGCGUGGCCAUCUACAUGCCCGUGUCUCCUGUCGCCGUGGCGGCCAUGCUGGGGUGCGCGAGGAUCGGCGCGGUCCACACCGUGGUGUUCGCCGGGUUCAGCUCGGACGCUCUGGCGGGGAGGAUUCAGGACGCCCAGUGUAAGGUGGUCAUCACGUGUAACCAGGGGGUGAGAGGGGGUCGCCUCAUCAACCUGAAGGCGACGGUGGACGCGGCGGUCAAGUCGUGCCCCACAGUGAAGAGCGUCCUCGUGGCCCAGAGGACCAAUCACAGCGUGCCGAUGGGUGAACUGGACACGCCCCUGGAGGAGGCGAUGGCCAGGGAGUCGGCGGAGUGCCCCCCGGAGGUGAUGGACAGCGAGGACAUGCUGUUCAUGCUCUACACGUCGGGGAGCACCGGCAAACCUAAAGGAAUCGUCCACACUCAGGCUGGAUACCUGCUUUACGCCGCACUCACGCACCAGCACGUGUUCGAUUACUCGGCCGGCGACGUGUUCGGCUGCGUGGCGGAUAUCGGCUGGAUCACCGGGCACAGUUACGUGGUGUACGGGCCGCUCGCCAACGGUGCCACCAGCGUCCUGUUCGAGAGCACGCCGGUGUAUCCCGACCCAGGUCGGUACUGGGAGACAGUACAGCGGUUGAGGAUUAACCAGUUCUACACGGCUCCGACGGCCAUCAGGCUGCUCCUGAAGUACGAGGAGAGCUGGGUGAAGAGAUACGACCGGUCCUCCCUCAAAACCCUCGCUUCAGUGGGAGAACCCAUCAAUAAUGAGGCGUGGGAGUGGUUCUAUCAUGUGGUGGGAGAAGGACGAUGCCCCCUAGUGGACACCUGGUGGCAGACGGAGACGGGCGGCGUGUGUAUCGCACCUCGACCGGCGGAGGAAGGAGCCGAGAUCCGGCCGGCCAUGGCCAUGAGGCCGUUCUACGGCAUCCAGCCGGCUUUAAUGAACGAGAAGGGCCAGAUCCUGCCAGGAGGGGGCGUCAGCGGCGCCCUGUGCGUCGGCCAACCCUGGCCCGGCAUGGCCAGGAGCAUUUUCGGAGAUCAUCAGAGAUUUGUUGAUGCGUACUUCAAGCCUUAUCCUGGUUACUAUUUCACGGGUGACGGCGCGCACCGGACCGAGGAGGGUUAUUAUCAGAUCACCGGGAGGAUGGACGACGUCAUCAACAUCAGCGGGCACCGUUUGGGCACGGCCGAGGUCGAGGACGCGCUGGACGAGCAUCCGGACGUUCCCGAGUCUGCGGUGGUCGGGGUUUCUCACGAGCUGAAAGGAGAAGUGCCGUUCGCGUUCGUGGUGCUGAAGGAGAGCGCCGAGGAGAACCAGGAGGACGUGCUGAAGGAACUCGGACAACUGGUGGCCACCAAGAUCGCCAAAUACGCCGUGCCCGACCACUUCCUGGUGGUGAAACGUCUCCCGAAGACGCGCUCGGGGAAGAUCAUGAGGAGGAUCCUGCGCAAAGUGGCCAUGGAGAAGGCCGACGGUCUCGGGGACACGUCUACCCUGGACGACCCUGCCGUGGUGUCCGAGAUCGUCCAGGCGUAUCAACGGUACAAGAGCAGGACGGCGAAGGCGUGAAGAAGAGCCGGACUGUUUCUCGGGAUCGUACCUGAACCGUCCGAACCGUUUCUUUGGGAUUGAAUCUCAUAACGUCACGUUCUGGCGCUCUCCGUGGAGACCGGGAUCGAUUUAUCAUGAAGUUUAUUUUAGCAUUAACAUACGUACACGCUGUAGUUUUCAGAGUAACGCUGCAUUUUAUAAAUGCAACACAGAGAGACCGGUCUUGGUCCUAAAUCCUGUACUAACUCCUGAUUUGAGAACAUGUUGCCUUUGUUUUCUUACAAACUAGAGACUCAUUGAUUGUGACGACCUGAAUCUGGGUGGCUUCUUCUUGCUUUGUUUUGACCACAAUUAAUUUUUGAUUGUCUCUUUUCGGGCGGGGCCUCUAUUCUAUUUCUAUUUCUCACCAGGUCUGAUAAAUGUGGCGGUUCGUCCGGGAUCAGUCUAGAAAUAAACGUGAGCGUAAGCCGUCCUGAAAUAAAAAAACUAGAUUAUUAAUUCAGAGGGCCAAAAUAAAACCUCAAACCUGCGUCCCUCUCGAUUCCAGCUCUCGUCCUUCAGCCCGUGGCCUGGAAAUCCAUCAAACUUCCCUCAUCCUUCCACAAGCAAUAACAGAACCAAACUAACUGGUUUUAGGCUUAUUUGUAUUUUAUCUUGGUAUUAUUUCCUCGUGUCCUCAGAACUGAGCCGUUGGGAAUCGAGGGAAGGAAAUAGGACGAUAAAAACGGGACACGCCCGCUGACUUUUCCAGUUCCACUCAUAUGCGCCAUGCCAUAAGUGUCUUAUAUUAAUGAACCACGCUGCCACAUCAAUGGAAUGAAAUCACAUCAGGAACCACAAUAUCGAGAUCUAUCAGUAUCUGCACUCCAGUGAUCCAUCUGCUGCUCAAGGUUUCUCAUUUUGCUCAAUUACCAGACGUUCUGGCCAUAAGUAUGUGGACACCUGAUCAUUCCGGAGUAAGUAAAGAGCACUUGUAAGGUCGGGUACUGAUGUUGGACGAGCUGUUCGAUAGGGUCGAGGGCAACGGGUGUGACCAAACUGAUCAGAAAGGUCGUUCACAUACUUGCGCCACAUUGAUAAAACGUUAAUCUUGAUUAUAAUCAACUCCGUUAAUCAUAAUAAAUCAGACGUGUGAACGAUAAACACUAAGAAUCACUUGAAGUGAAACAUCAAAACACUCAAACAAAAGUACGACUUUAUAAAUCAUUAUAACAGUGCCUAUAACUUUCUGUAAUGCUUUAUCUUUUUAUAAGCACUAAUAAAGGAGCUCUAAUAAAAUAUCAUCAUCAAU
Trichomycterus rosablanca is the source of this 3357-nucleotide messenger RNA. RefSeq names its product acyl-CoA synthetase short chain family member 1 (gene acss1). Bases 15 to 2084 code for a protein of 689 amino acids. Gene Ontology annotation, cellular component: mitochondrion. Lineage: Eukaryota; Metazoa; Chordata; Actinopteri; Siluriformes; Trichomycteridae. The transcript has 14 exons. The record is from RefSeq and is a predicted model, not a curated record. Gene Ontology annotation, molecular function: AMP binding; acetyl-CoA synthetase activity.